This is a messenger RNA of Lycium barbarum (goji berry), 1113 nucleotides long. Its product is annotated as NAC domain-containing protein 6-like. The record is from RefSeq and is a predicted model, not a curated record. NCBI's taxonomy places the organism in Eukaryota, Viridiplantae, Streptophyta, Magnoliopsida, Solanales, Solanaceae. The transcript is spliced from 3 exons. Gene Ontology annotation, biological process: regulation of DNA-templated transcription. The coding region runs from base 108 to 890 and encodes 260 amino acids. Gene Ontology annotation, molecular function: DNA binding.
UAAUGGAUGCAAAACGGGACAAAGGUUCUCCCCUAUAUAAGAGAGCUUAGUUUAUCUAGUCACUACACUUAAAAAAAGAAAUCCGGCAGCAGAUUCCUCUUAAAAAAAUGUCAUUGGCAGAGCUUGAGCUUCCUGGCUUUCGCUUUCAUCCCACUGAAGAAGAGCUUAUCAACUUCUACCUCAAAAGGAUUAUCAUAGACAACAAACUUGAUUCCAAUAUCAUUGGUUAUCUCAACAUAUAUCUUUCUGAUCCUUGGGAGUUACCUGGAUUGGCAAGAACAGGGGAAAGAGAGUGGUAUUUUUUUGUACCAAUAAACAGGAAACAUGGUCCUAAAGGGAAGCCCAACAGAACAACAAGAAAUGGUUUCUGGAAAGCAACUGGUUCGGAUCGCCAAAUUCGUUCUUCAUUAGACCAAAAAAAGGUUAUUGGGCUCAAGAAAACUUUGGUUUUCUAUGGUGGAAGGGCACCUAAAGGCAGCAGAACAGAUUGGGUCAUGAAUGAGUACAGACUUCCUGAUGGCCACCCCUUACAUAAGGAACAUGACAUAGUACUUUGCAAAGUCUACAGAAAGGCAACCUCAUUUAAAGUUUUGGAGCAAAGGGCAGUGGCUGAAGAAGAUGCAACAAAAAGACCACCAACAUCUUUGCCAUCUCCUCAAUCACAGGACAUGCUUGGUUCUUUAGAAUCAUCAUCAUUCCCAAAAAAUGACAUGUAUUCCACAAGUUAUGAAGUAGAAAAUCAUAACACCACAGUGAAGCUACCUCAAUUUUCUGUUUCAAAUGCAUUUGUGGAACCAUUGAAGUUUAGCAUUGACUCAUUGUCAAGUCCCCUCUGGACUGAAUUACAGAGCGCAGGGCAAGACUUGUGGAGUCUAUUUUCUUUGUCCUGAAUAGAUUCAUUAUUCAGCCUUUUAAGCUAGUAUGACAUAUUCUAAGAUGAAAGUCUACAGGACUUUAGCAAUUGUACGAGUCAAAUCGGAACAAUUAACUUGUCUCUUUCCUUGUGGAAAAUAAUUGUAAUCAGACAGUUUUAGUGCUAUCGCUGUUUAGUCUUAUGUCCAUUUUGGAAUCUUGAUGUUCCCUACCUAUCAAAUGUGAUGAUUGACAAAUUUU